UCUCAUCAUAUACGUCACCGUGUUUACCCGGAAAUGAAAGCGCAUUCCAACAGCUGCUGUCAAAAUACAUUAUUUACCAAUUUCUGACCGUUUUUAAUCCAGCCAAAUGAUACAUUAACGUUUAAUCCGACUCUAGUCCACCUUCCCGGGAUGUACAGCGGACUCUUGCCCAAAGGUUUAACCGAAGACGACCUCAGUCCGGAUGAAGAGCAGGAUGUUGCUGAGGAGAAGAGGGAAGGAGAGAAGUGUCAGGUCUCUGCAGAAAAGUUGAGCUCUGCCGGGGAAAACACUACAGUGUCGCCGGGGGAAGAUCCGUCGACUCACAACGCGAGUGAUGGAAGCAGUAAUCCCGCGAGUAGCGGCAUGCCGGGUGUGUCCCAGGAGAUGUGGCAAAAAUUCCAGGAUCUACGGAAGAAGAAUGAUGAGAUGAAAUCAACGAAGGACCCCAGACGAAGAAAUAAAAGAAGACGACUUAAGAAAGGUCAAUUAACAGGAACAGAGAGUCAGCAACCCACACAGACAAGCAGAGAGCGUCUGGAGGAGCGGGAGAAGCACUGGAAUGAUCUUGAGCAGCACUUUGGUGCAAACGAUCGAUUUGAUCCCCCCGCGUGUUCCAAACCUCCUCCGAAGUCCGGCCUAGAAAAGAGCAUGGAGACGGCCAUAGCUGAAGGGGACAUUGCAAAGGCGGAGGAGAUGAGCGACAGACUCGCCACUCGAGAGGUGUCACACACGGAUCCGCUUCCCUCUUCUCCUUCCAUUGUAGUCGUGAUGCAGCAUCACUGAGGUAGAAGAACCCACUGAAGGGGCGUACUGCACUCUGGAUGGUCUUUGGCUGGUGGACCCGCCUCCAGACCCUGUUUAAACCGAGAAUGACCCGAUCAGACCAAACCGUUUGAAAAGGGCUCCCCCCUAAUUGUUGGAUCACUUAAUAAACCGCACUUAAGCCGAUGAAUAUGCAUUAACUGGAGGCAUUUAUGCUUUCUUUGGUGUUUGAACUGGUUAUAAUAUCCCUUCAUUAUGUCCCGGCUCGUAUUUCAAUAGGAGCGGCGGCUGAAAGGAAAAGCCCCACUGUCCUUGAAAUCUACCCUUUGGAAAGCCUCGCCUAAAUGCUGUGAAACAAAGGUGUCGCGGCGUUUUGUCGGAGGAGACAUGGUGGCUUAGUCAAAACAAAGAGCUGAACUAAGAGUGUUUCAUGAUAUUUAUAUUCUUUAGCACCUUUCGCUUCUCUUCUCCUCGCCACCUUCUCCCUGCCGUGCCCCGUGUUUGUAAUCAAAGAAUUAAUGAGCGCCGCCUUUGUGGAAAGUGAGAUUUAUCAGAUUCUGACUCCCUCCG
This is a messenger RNA of Pungitius pungitius (ninespine stickleback), 1332 nucleotides long. It is a transcript of the gene fam204a, whose product is annotated as family with sequence similarity 204 member A. Bases 151 to 783 code for a protein of 210 amino acids. NCBI's taxonomy places the organism in Eukaryota, Metazoa, Chordata, Actinopteri, Perciformes, Gasterosteidae. The transcript has 6 exons. The record is from RefSeq and is a predicted model, not a curated record.